UACACCGCGUUCGGCCCUCCCUACGGGCGGGCCCUGCUAAAGCCCCUCCUGCUACAGUCAGCAGGAACCCGGAAGCGGGUGGUGCUGGAAUCGGAGCUUAUUUCCUGCCCGGGAGACACUGGCCAGGGUGGAAUCAGUGGAAAAACGGACCUGAUCCGGAGCCAUGACUCACCAGACCGGCAUCCACGCCACGACAGAAUUAAAGGAUUUUUUUGCCAAGGCCCGGAACGGUUCUAUUCGCCUCAUCAAAAUCGUUAUCGAAGAUGAGCAGUUGGUGCUUGGAGCCUACAAAGAACUCUCUCGGCGUUGGGAUAAGGACUAUGACUCUUUUGUCCUGCCACUGCUGGAUGAACUUCAGCCGUGUUACAUUCUCUACCGCCUGGACACCCAAAACGCGCAGGGCUAUGAGUGGCUAUUCAUCUCCUGGUCUCCUGACAACUCACCUGUUAGACUGAAGAUGCUUUAUGCAGCAACCAGAGCAACAGUGAAGAAAGAGUUUGGAGGAGGACACGUAAAGGACGAGCUCUUUGGAACGGUUAAGGAAGACAUCUCACUCAGUGGUUACCAGAAGCAUGUGUCGUCAUACUCUGCUCCAGCUCCUCUGACUGCAGCUGAACAAGAGCUUCAGCAGAUCCGCAUCAAUGAGGUCAAGACUGAAAUCAGCGUUGAGAGCAAGCACCAGACACUCCAGGGACUGGCUUUUCCUUUGCAGCCAGAAGCUCAGCAAGCCAUUCAGUUACUAAAACAUAAGAAGAUCAAUUACAUCCAGCUGAAGCUGGACCUGGAGCGGGAGACCAUUGACUUGGUCCACACGCAUGCCACUGAGAUAGCAGACCUGCCUAAAAGAAUUCCUCAGGAUUCUGCCCGUUAUCACUUCUUUCUGUAUAAGCACUCUCACGAGGGAGAUUAUCUAGAGUCAGUGGUGUUUAUCUACUCCAUGCCUGGUUACAAAUGUAGCAUCAAAGAGCGCAUGCUGUACUCCAGCUGCAAGAGCCGACUGCUUGACUCUGUGGAGCAAGAUUUCUGCCUGGAGAUUGCAAAGAAGAUUGAAAUUGAUGAUGGCGCUGAGCUGACAGCAGAGUUCCUGUAUGACGAGGUCCACCCAAAGCAGCAUGCCUUCAAACAGGCCUUUGCCAAACCCAGGGGGCCUGUGGGAAAGAGAGGACAGAAGCGACUUAUCAAAGGACCAGGCGAGAAUGGUGAAGACAGCUAGAUCCUAGCGGACAGGAGGACGGGUCAGGAAAGGGGCUCUGGAGAUCUACCAGCCUCCAGAAUUGCAGCUGCAACCAAAUCCACCUCUCUGCAUCUGAGCCUGUCCACUCAACUCCAGAGCAGUUUCCUCCACCUCCUUUCAAGUCAUGUCCACUUGGUUUCAUGGGGGGGGGGAGGUAGGAAUCUGAGGGCGGAGAGGAAGAGGGAGAACUGUUGAGUGCCUUCUCUUCCUUUUUGCUCUGUUGUGUAACUCCUGAGAGGGGAAACCUUAAUUGUUCUUGAUUGAAAUGACUCUUAAAACUGAUGCUCCUGUUACUGCUUCAUGUUGUCACCUGGUUUACUUGGAAUCUGCACCACUCAAAGACUUUCUUCACCACUUAUCUGUGGGUGCUAUUCACAUCCAAAGAGCAGAACUACCACCGCCACCUGAAAAUAAAACUCAAAAUGCCCUUUCUCUCACUGUUAUAAAACAUUGUAUUAAUGGCCCAUGAAACUCCCACACUGUUAACAGCCAUUCUGUGGCAAGAUGGUGUGUUUGCCUAGGUACUCAGUACUCACUAUUUGAGGUUUAAGGAGUGUGGUCCAGGGAUUAACAUUGCAUCAGAUAUCUCCUCCCUUCCCCACUUUUUUGUUCAGUUUAAGCCUGUGGAUUUGGUGGGGAAAGUGCUAGAGGUUAGUGGGAUUUGCUGAAAAGGCAGAGGCAUGUUAUUUGGAUGAAGAAAAGCUGUUCAUUUCCAUGCAACUAAAGGAGAGGCAGAUGUUCCUGAUAGUGGCCCUCAUUUCAUCAGUGAAUAAUCUUAACAUCAAGUUUCCAGGCCUUAACAGGUAGCCUUGUUUGUGGCUAGAAGGUGAAUUUCCACCACAAAUCUACAGACAGAGAUUGGAUUUUACUGAAAGGAGUUCUGUCACUGUCUGCUUUAUGACUUUUAUAAAGCUAUCAAUUGGAGACCACAAUUUUCUUUGUUUUCCUCUCUCUUCAGCCUCACUUUGAUGGCUCACUGCCUUCUGUUGCAGCCACAUGAGAAGGAAGACAAGAGUAAUUAGAAAGAGUGAAGCCUAAUCCCAGUCCAGUUCCUCAUGGGGGCUGUUUGACCUUCCAAGUUCAAGGCUGCAGCGUGUGUGUUUUUCAAGUCGCCUCCAUGCAUAGCUGUGGUAUACUUUGCCACACCAGCAUCUCAUCCUGCAUUGGCUCCCAGCCAAAUGCUGCAUUGACUUGCUUAGGUCCUGCUCUGACUUAAUGAGAUAGCGAGCUUCAUGAACUGCCUUUUCUCAAGCUAGAUGGUUCCAAAUGUUGCAUCCAGUUGGGCUUUGCUGUAAAGCCACCCAGUUCCUUGGCCCAGAGAUACGUUUGCUCUGAUGUUGUCCUCUCUCCCCUGCACCCUAGAUUGUGUCACCCAGCAAUUGCAUCCCUUUGUUGUAAUCCAGCGCUGCACUCACACACAACUGUAGGUUACAAUGCAAGAUCAUGCUGAUCCUUAGCUAUACAGUAGAGCUUUGCCAAGCUAAGGGAACAUGAGCACUUUCACAGGCUGCUGAACACAGAUUGGGUUGUGUUCUUCAGAGAAUGUGCUUUGCCCACAGGCUUAUUCAUUCCUUGUGAUGGAUGUUGUUUACCAUGGCACUAACGUUCUGUGCCCAAGUGACUGCUGUAGAUCCAUGUAAACCAGGUAGAAGCAAAGGACAGCUGAUGGUGUGAUAGUGUUACCCAUGUACAGAGGUGACUGGAGCAGCUCAUGAAUGAAGGACAAUUGAAUUGCCAGGGCUGGUGGUAGAAGAAGACUUCUCAAUCUGCUCUGAAGGCUAGAGAAGAAGUAGGCCAUAAGCUAGCUCAAGCAAGCAAUGUGAUCUGGAUUGGGCACUUCUGAAAAUCGUUGUAGUAGAUGUGUUCAUUCCAUGGGGGUCUCUCAAUUUAAUGUGCAUGAUUAAAAUUCUUCUGACCCCUGGGGAAUUUCUUAGUGGUCUGUUUUGUAUCUCAUUAAAAAAAACCCACACAAAUGUUAAGCCUUUUUUAUAUAACAGAGCCAAUUGUAUAGUGUUAGCUUGAUUGCUUUGAAUUUUGAUUGCUUCCCCUGGCCCCCCUUUUUAAUAAAGUCACUGUAUUCUUUUGAA
Molecule: messenger RNA, 3321 nt
Organism: Rhineura floridana
Lineage: Eukaryota; Metazoa; Chordata; Lepidosauria; Squamata; Rhineuridae
Gene: TWF2
Product: twinfilin actin binding protein 2
Exons: 9
Coding region: 164-1213 (349 amino acids)
Biological process (GO): actin filament depolymerization; barbed-end actin filament capping; positive regulation of neuron projection development
Cellular component (GO): myofibril; actin filament; cytoplasm
Molecular function (GO): actin filament binding; actin monomer binding
Source: RefSeq, a predicted model, not a curated record